GAGAGAGGGAGAAAGCUGAGUGGAGAGAAGACUCUCUCAGAUCAGUCAGUGGCUUCAUGGAGUUAUGUACCUCUGAUCCGCCGCCAUGGAUUGCAAUCCGCGAUCACUCCUUUUCAUUUUACCUCUUUUAUUGUCCUGCGUUAUUCCUGCGUUUCCCAUCAUCUACCCCCCCAAUGAAGUCAACCUGUUAGAUUCUAAAGCAAGCCAAGGGGAGUUGGGAUGGAUUUCCUACCCAUUGCACGGGUGGAGGGAAAAUUGGGAGGAGAUCAGUGGGGUGGAUGAGCACUACACUCCCAUCAGGACCUUUCAGGUCUGCAAUGUGAUGGAGUACAGCCAGAACAACUGGCUUCGCACUAACUGGAUCCCUCGCCAGUCAGCCCAGAAGAUCUACGUGGAGCUGAAGUUCACCCUGAGGGACUGCAACUCCAUCCCGCUGGUGUUGGGCACCUGCAAGGAGACCUUCAACCUCCUGUACCUGGAGACGGACGACGACCAGGGCAGCCACUUCAGAGAACACCAGUUCACUAAGAUUGACACCAUUGCCGCUGAUGAAAGUUUCACCCAAAUGGACCUCGGAGAUCGCAUUCUCAAGCUCAACACUGAGGUGCGUGAGGUGGGUCCCAUGACUAAGAAGGGCUUCUACCUGGCGUUCCAGGACGUGGGCGCCUGCGUAGCUUUAGUUUCAGUGAGGGUUUAUUUCAAGAAGUGCCCGCAGACUGUGAGGAAUCUUGCUUCCUUCCCUGACACGGUGCCCAUGGACUCCCAGUCGCUGGUUGAGGUCAAAGGCUCAUGUGUCAAUCACUCCAAAGAGGAGGAGCCUCCGCGAAUGUACUGCAGCACAGAGGGGGAGUGGCUCGUGCCUAUUGGGAAGUGUCUGUGUAACCCGGGAUACGAGGAGAGAAGCAACACCUGCCAAAUGUGCAGGGCGGGCUUCUACAAGUCUACGCUUGGAAAUAUGGAGUGUUCAAAGUGUCCGCCUCAUAGUUUGUCCCACCAUGAGGGGUCGCUGCACUGUGGCUGUGAGAAAAACUACUUCCGUGCUGAGGGAGACCCUGCGUCCAUGGCCUGUACACGACCCCCUACAGCUCCUCGAAAUGUGAUCUCUUCGAUCAAUGAGACGUCGGUUAUCCUGGACUGGAGCUGGCCUGAGGACACUGGGGGACGCAAGGACGUCACGUUCACUGUCUUGUGCAAACGCUGCCGUGGUGGAGCGGCUAAUGGCAGUAACGGUGGCAACCUGAGCUGCGAGCCUUGCCGGAGCAAUGUUCACUUUCUGCCAAGAGCCAGGGGCCUCCAAAACACCACAGUGACGGUGGCCAACCUGCUAGCCCACACUAACUACACCUUUGAGAUUGAAGCGCUGAACGGUGUGUCAUUGCAAGCACCCAAGAUGAGGCAGUAUGCCGCUGUCACCAUCACUACCAACCAAGCUGCACCCUCCCAAGUAACAGUGAUCAGAAAGGAGAAGACAUCUCGAAACAGUGUCUCCCUGUCCUGGCAGCAGCCAGAGAGACCCAACGGCAUUAUCCUCGACUAUGAGAUCAAAUACUACGAAAAGGAGGAGCAGGAGACCAGCUACACCAUCCUUCGUGCUCGGGGUUGUAAUGUGACUCUGAAUGGUCUGAAGCCCAACACCGCCUACCUGCUGCAGAUCAGAGCGCGCACAGCUGCAGGAUAUGGAGCCAGCAGCCCCAGUUUUCAGUUUGAGACCAGCCCUGACUCAGCCUUCUCCAUCUCCAGUGAGAGCAGCCAGGUUGUUCUGAUCGCCAUUUCCUCUGCCGUGGCCAUCAUCUUGCUCACUGUGCUGCUCUACGUCCUGAUUGGCAGGUUUUGUUGCCACAGCAAAUCCAAACAUCCUGAUGAGAAAAGACUGCACUUUGGCAACGGCCACCUACGUCUGCCGGGUAUCAGGACCUACGUGGACCCACACACGUAUGAGGACCCGAGCCAGGCUGUGCACGAGUUUGCAAAGGAGCUGGAUGCCUCCUGCAUCGCCAUCGACAAAGUGGUGGGAGCAGGUGAGUUUGGUGAGGUGUGCAGUGGUCGUUUGAAGCUUCCCAGCAAGAAGGAGAUCUGUGUGGCCAUCAAGACUCUUAAAGGAGGAUAUACAGACAAGCAGAGGCGGGACUUCCUCGCUGAGGCAUCAAUCAUGGGACAGUUUGACCACCCUAACAUCAUCAGGCUGGAGGGGGUGGUUACACGCAGUAAACCGGUCAUGAUUGUUACAGAAUACAUGGAGAACGGAUCCCUGGACAGUUUCUUGAGAAAACACGAUGCCCAGUUUACAGGCAUCCAGUUGGUUGGCAUGCUGCGUGGCAUCGCCUCGGGUAUGAAGUAUCUGUCAGACAUGGGCUACGUUCACCGAGACCUGGCAGCUCGAAACAUCCUGGUCAACAGCAACCUGGUGUGUAAAGUGUCCGACUUCGGCUUGUCCCGAGUCCUGGAGGACGACCCGGAGGCUGCUUACACUACCAGGGGAGGUAAGAUCCCUAUCCGGUGGACAGCUCCAGAGGCGAUUGCCUACAGGAAGUUUACAUCAGCCAGUGAUGCUUGGGGUUAUGGCAUUGUGCUCUGGGAAGUCAUGUCAUAUGGGGAACGGCCGUACUGGGAGAUGUCCAAUCAGGAUGUAAUAAAGGCUGUAGAUGAAGGAUACCGCCUCCCCCCACCCAUGGACUGCCCGGCGACCCUUUACCAGCUGAUGUUGGACUGCUGGCAGAAAGAGAGGAACAACCGGCCCAAGUUUGAACAGAUCGUCAGCAUCUUGGAUAAACUCAUCCGCAACCCCGGUAGCCUCAAAAUCACGGCCAACACCACAUCCAGGCCGGCCAACCUGUUGUUGGACAGGAGCAGCUCAGAGGUUCCCUCGAUGGGGACACUGGGUGAAUGGAUGGAUGGUAUGAGGACUUUGCCCUGCAAAGAGGCCUUCUCUGGGGUCAGUUACAGCUCCUGUGACACCCUGGCCAAGACCUCCACUGAGAGAGUGGUUCUGACGGAGGUCCACGUCACACCAGCCACUUGCCCAGAAUGGGAGCCAUCAAUGGGAAUCACCACUCUCUAACGCCCAGCUCCUCUCCGCCUCCUCAGGCUCUGGAUGGGAUCUUAAAAAGGUUGGAGUGACAAUUGUAGGACCGCAGAAGAAGAUUGUGAGCAGCCUCAAAGCCCUAGAUUCCCACUCCAAGAAUGGCCCAGUACCUGUUUAAGAAAUGAACCCAUCAUGUUAAAACACCAGAGACCUGUCUGUCGGUGUGGUUGCUAAUCACAGUCUAACACAGUGGCUUCAUGCAUAAACUGGAAACGGAUGGAGAAAUAUGAUCUAAAUUAGAGCUUUCAUUGUUUCGUUGGAAGACGAUAUCAAGUCCUGACAGGGAAACAUGAACGAGUUCACUGCAGUCUUGUCAGCUAGUUUACUGGUUGACUCUUCGACUCUCCGUCCAUCCAUGUCCAAGUUGAGAUGCCUUACAGACAAAUAGGAGGGUAGAGAGAGCAUGGGAUAGCCAAGGAGGUCAGGAAGAAAACUGGGACUGGACUAACAUAAAGCCGGAGCUCUCCAAUAUUGGCUAAGCUGGACAGCACAGCCUUCCCUUUACAGCUAAAAAGGGGAUGGGCAUGCUCACAGUCUCCUCCCUCCAUACCUGACUAAGCAGCCCGGUGAACGAGUUGGUGAAAUGGCUGAGAUGCCAUGUGUAGAAGAGCAUGGCAGACAGCAGCAACUCCCCCGGAUAUGGACACUUCCUAGACUAAGGAGGUCUGAGGCGUGAGAUUUUGUUGUAACUACCUAUAUUUACUAUCUUGAUCCAUGCGAGAACUGACCUGGUAUGAACACACCUAGAUGUUAACCGAGCCAUUUUAGUCUGUAGCUCUAAACUAUAGCAUUUGCAUUCAGUAGACAUGUCACAUAAAAGCAAUAAUUACAAUAAUCAGUCAAUAGUCUCAUUGUACGAAAGCCAUGAGUGUGUCACAUGUACAAUGUAUUGAACGCUGUCCUUUGAAGGUACAGGGGCCAUAACACACUUCACACACAUUAUUUUCAUUAUGGUGAAAUCUACGUUUUAUGUGCUUAUAUGAACAGAUAAUGUACAGUUAUAUUGCCGUUCCCUCAUCCCAAUGCUCUCUGUGUAAAAUCUCAGGAUGUAUACGUUAUCAUUCUAUUUUCUAACAAGGGGAAACAGUCAGAGGGAAUGGAGCACAGUCAGUUAUUGAGAGUGCAGGUUAGGAAAGACAGAACAAAGGAAAAUGUAAGAUAUAAGAGGACAAAAGGAGAAUUUAAAUAGGUUAAAAUGGUGUCAUUCAGGUCUCUGCUUCAGACAUUCUUCUUGUGUUCCGGAAGCGUUUGAAACUAAAGGCAAGUUUGUGCUUGAGUUUGUUCUUCAGGUUAGACAGGUUUGCAUCAUGAAGCCCACACAACAUCAGGUAUCAGUUUCUUUCAGUGCGUACGCUCAGUUCAAAAGGUUGAGAUCAACAUUGCUGGUCUAAGGGUGUUGUAGUCUUAUUAAAAAAGCCAUGCGUGAUCUGAAAUGUGCUGGAAAAAAAGUAUGAAGUAUGAAAUGUAUCCAUAAAUCCUGGUGUGUUUAAUGCAAAAAGAGAGUGCCUCCUCUAGUUGGGUUGGAUCAUGGUGGGAUCGCCAAGCAAAAAGCUCCAGUUUUGAUUUGUUUUCCACAAAGCCUGUGAUCUCAUUGGGGCAUGGGAUUUUCUCAUCACCGCCAAGGUGUGAAAAUACCCUGAAAGAGAUGAAACACUUCAAUAAAUGAUUGCUUUCUGAGGUACUUUAUAGUAAACUAUAUGUCCAGGAUGGGAUUUCCUAAAGGCACCUUAAAAUAUCUUUGUACUAUAAAGUACAGACUUAAAGACUUUAAGUUAGUCUGCUGCUUUAAUGUCACCCAGUCAGCCCCUCAGUGCAACACAUACACAGUAUUUCUAAACUGGCACUUUGUGCUGUUGGCUGGGUAAUAUUUAACCCCAAGGGUACUAUCUUUAAGCGUCUUCCAAGCACUUACUAGACAUAUUUUAGCACUUUGAAAUGAAAUGGUAAUGCCUUGGUCUAGACUAAGCUUAUGAAACGAAAAGGGGUGAUUAUGGUGCUUUUGGGAAACCCUAUUCAUUGUGUCAGUCGGUCCUCUGUUACUCGGUCUACCUGUGGAUGCUGCUGUUGCUGCUAUAUGUUCUAAUUAGCAUGUACAUAAUGUAAACCAUCAUAAUGAUAGCAACUGGCUCUACAGAUCCCACUAUAUGUACAUGGCCAUCCUUCUUUGUACAAAUGUUUGUAUGUAUAAAGGAAUGACUUAAAAUUUUGCAACAUUUUAAUUAAAAAGAGACAAAAAAAUAAUCUGUAUUUUAUUUUAUCUUGUUUUGGAUUAUAUUUGUCUGCUUUGUUUUUUUUCUACAAUAAAAAGUCAAUUAUGAUUACAUUAUUAUUUAUUUGUUAACAUAAAGCGCAAUAUUGAUGUUUUUUUUUUAACUUACAGUAAAUUAUGUGCCAGUGCUAUCUGUGUUUUGGUUUUAACUUACUUUAUAAACCUGGGAUCUCUGAGAGAGCAAUACUGUUAUGCACCCUAUAUCCAGAUCCCUCAUUUUCUGUCUCAAGACUGAUCCGUGUGUCCGUGUGAGAGUUAACGUGUGCAAAAUGUAGAUGGCCUUGUCUACUAAUGUAAAAUGAUUUGUAGUGGAAACAUUUAUAUUUUUAUAAUAAAUAUUCGCAAAAUAUUUUCCAAAAAA
Molecule: messenger RNA, 5712 nt
Organism: Etheostoma cragini (Arkansas darter)
Lineage: Eukaryota; Metazoa; Chordata; Actinopteri; Perciformes; Percidae
Gene: epha3
Product: eph receptor A3
Exons: 19
Coding region: 86-3058 (990 amino acids)
Biological process (GO): axon guidance; cell surface receptor protein tyrosine kinase signaling pathway; protein phosphorylation
Cellular component (GO): plasma membrane; neuron projection
Molecular function (GO): protein binding; ATP binding; transmembrane-ephrin receptor activity
Source: RefSeq, a predicted model, not a curated record